AUGUGUGAAAUAUUAAAUUACAUCUAUAGUGGCAAAGUUGAAAAUCUUGAAUCGAAUACUCUUGAGUUAUUAGCUGCUGCAAAUAGAUUUGAUUUGAAUGGACUGAAACUUAUGUGUGAAAACAAUUUCCUCCAUGGAUUAAAUAUUUCCAAUGCUUCAAGCCUUUUGUUGACAGCAGAUGAUCACGAUGCCAGCACAUUGAAAAUAAAGGUCAUGGAGUAUAUUGCUUUGAAUGUAGCACAAGUGACGGAAACAGCAGGAUAUAAAAAGCUAAAAGCUACAAGACCAGAUUUGAUUGUUGAAAUCUUCAGCUCAAUGAAAAAAUUUCCGCGAUUGUCGAAUUCCGGCGCUUUUGAAGAGGCAGGAAUGAUUCCUUACUUUCCAGAUUCCGGAGAUUGUUUGGUCGUUAAAUUGCCAGUACUGAAAGACUUUAGCUUUGAUUUCACCAAAAACAUCAGCCAGUACGUUUGGUUUACCAAUGUUACUGGAGUAUUAGGAUCCCCAAUGAUUUAUUUUUACAACCCGGAACAUAGUGAGCUGGGAAAAGAUAGUAUGCGCUUCUGCUUCCAAAAGGCUUAA
Copidosoma floridanum is the source of this 579-nucleotide messenger RNA. RefSeq names its product kynurenine aminotransferase-like. Lineage: Eukaryota; Metazoa; Arthropoda; Insecta; Hymenoptera; Encyrtidae. Gene Ontology annotation, cellular component: cytoplasm; mitochondrion. The record is from RefSeq and is a predicted model, not a curated record. Gene Ontology annotation, biological process: biosynthetic process. Gene Ontology annotation, molecular function: L-kynurenine:2-oxoglutarate transaminase activity; pyridoxal phosphate binding.